Limanda limanda (common dab) is the source of this 1980-nucleotide messenger RNA. It is a transcript of the gene gskip, whose product is annotated as gsk3b interacting protein. The transcript has 3 exons. Gene Ontology annotation, cellular component: cytoplasm. Gene Ontology annotation, molecular function: protein kinase A binding; kinase regulator activity. Lineage: Eukaryota; Metazoa; Chordata; Actinopteri; Pleuronectiformes; Pleuronectidae. Bases 360 to 1001 code for a protein of 213 amino acids. The record is from RefSeq and is a predicted model, not a curated record. Gene Ontology annotation, biological process: regulation of canonical Wnt signaling pathway.
UAGCGAGCGUAAUGCUAACGCGUUAGCUCGCCCAUUAACCACUGCUGUAGGCUGCCUGACUGUGGGCAGGUUAGCGUUGCCCGGCUAACGACAGGCUAAUGUUGGUAAGCUUGCUAGUUAGCUAACCAACAAUUCUCAAGUCAUUUACCAUCGCAGCACAGAAGCACUUGAGUAGAAGAACACACUACGCGGGUACACGACAGGUCUCUGGGUCGACACGGCCGAGCUGAGCAGCGUUGAGGAGGCCAGCGAGGAUCUGAAGUUACCUUCUUCGGACUGAGUUGUUUACAAACACUCUCAUGACUCCGCACAGACCCGAGCCCACUCUGCGGGGUGGGAGGGGACAGUGACGUCACACGAUGGAGACGCCGCCUGCUCCACUGGACGAUCACCGGGUCGAGAUCUCUUGUUUAGAUAUUUAUUUACACAAUAAACAAACGAGCUGGAGUGAAAAUACGAGCUGUGUUUACUCUGGCUGUUUGGGAAUCAGAGCUCGGACACGUUUGUCCGCUCCUUGUCCACACAGCCUAGAGAGGAGGGGGGCGGGGCUGGAGCUGGAAGCUUCCACAAGCCGGAAGAAGCCCACGCAGCGAGGAGGGAUGGAGAUAGACUGUCAGCCCGAGGAGUCCAUGGUCUCUUCAUUUGAUGAUGACUGUGUCAGGCUUGGUGACGUCAAGGACAUGAGACUGGAGGCAGAAGCAGUGGUGACCGACGUACUCUUUGCAGUCACAGUAAUGCAUGUGUCCUAUAGUCUCAGCAGUGCGUUGGACGUAGCCUACAUCAACGUGCAAACGAGAGAGGGAAACCGGUAUUGUCUGGAGCUCACAGAGGCCGGACUGAGGGUGGUGGGCUAUGCUUUUGAUCAAGUGGACGAGGAUUUGACCAACCAGUAUCAUGAGACGGUUUACUCCCUUCUGGACUCGCUCAGUCCGGGAUACAGAGAGGCCUUCGGGAACGCUUUGCUGCAGCGGCUGGAGAUGCUGAAGCAGAGUGGACGAUAAAGAAACGAAAACCAGGGGACUUGGAUGCUACAUAAGUUGUUCAAGUGAAACAGGGACUGACGAUGUUGGUGUAUUCGGACAUGAGCCAAUAAUAACCAGGUCUGGUCCAAGAUUAUAGCCUAUUAUGUGACAACCCCCAGCCUAACUACCACUCCAAUAAGGUGUACCCUGCCCUAUCAAGGUUGCUUUGUUCCGAGUUCAUAUCAUUGAAUGGCGACAUAUUUGAUACUUCAGAGUGUGCGGGGGAUUGCCUGUUGGUACGGCUCCAACAUAGUGGUGUUGACCUAAACUGUGGAGAGAUCUUCCAGCUUCCACUUGUUACAAGUUUGUAACUGUGCGGGAAAGAAGCAGCAGGUUGUACUGGUAGAAGUUCUGUGUCCUCUGCCCUGCCUGCACUAAACUGUGACCUGAUGAUCUCUGCUCUCACACACUCAACUCCUUCUCAUUCAGCAGGUGUCUCAGUGAAAGAGCCAAAGCUAUAUUCUCUGUGUAACUCAUUUUGCCUUAAUGAUCGGCUUUUGGUUUGAAAAGUACAAAAUGAACCCAUUAUGUUUUACUUACUGUCUGGAAGGAGAUCGAUCUUUGUGCGGCUGUCAUUUCAAAAAACGUAUUUGAAAGUUCUGAUGUGUUGUAAACAGACACCGUAUAUAAUAUUACGAAUUUAAUAGUGUUAUUUUCUCCCAUAUGGCAAAGUGCAUUAUAUCUCAAUCUUGUAUUCCAAACUCCUGUAAAAGUAAAGAAGCUCUUUGGAGGUUUAAGUUAAUUUUUUUUUCCUUUAACAUUUAAACUAUUUGACACAAUGCAAAUCAGUUUAUAUUCAGCAAUGAUUUCUGGAGUAUACUUUGUUGAUUUAUUGUACAUGUGACCUGGUUAUGAUCCCGCCUAGGUCUUUUCAAAUGUACUUUAAGUAAACUUGUACUUUCCAUUCAGUUUGUCCUUGCUGCUGGCCUUUGCUCUGAUCAAUAAAAUCUCAGAAGUA